UACUUGCGCGCCAGUCUUGAUUAUCUGUGGCGGGAAUAUUAGUUAUUGUUCACGCUCGUGUAGUAGGCCUAUUCGAAUGUCAAGUACAACCGUUAGUGAUGAAACUGUCAACAUCAGUUAAAAACAAGUUGCAGACAUGAGAGUUAGCGAAAUGAAAGGAUUGCUUCUCUAUGACCAACAAUGUAUCAGCUGAUCAGUUCAAACAGCAGACAGAAUGAGGUUUAUCAGUUGCUUCUUGUGUAUGUUGUAUGUGUGCACAAUGUAUGCCGAGGUCAUCUACACUAACAUUUGGGCUCUACAUUUGAAUUGUACUCCUGAACAAAUCAACAAGAUUGCAAAGAAGCAUGGUUUCCAUAACCUGGGAAAGAUAUUUCCAGAUGGCAACUAUUACCAUAUGGAGCAAAGACAGGUGGCAAAACAAUCAUUGCAGGCACACUAUUUGCAUAAUCUUAUAUUCAAAAUGGACCCUAAGGUGCUUUGGUUUGCACAGCAAUCUGGAAGGAGUAGAAAGAGAAGACACUCUUUCACAGUACCAACUGAUCCAUUUUUCAAUCAGCAGUGGUACCUGAGUGAGGCCUUUGAUCAGAAUGUGGUGGCUGCAUGGGCUCGAGGCUACACAGGAAAAGGGGUGGUGGUGUCCAUCUUAGACGAUGGCCUAGAGACAAGCCACCCAGACAUUGCUGAAAAUUAUGAUCCACAGGCUAGCUAUGACAUGAACGAUAAUGACCCCAACCCAGACACCCAAUACACUCUGACCAGACCAAAGAGGCAUGGAACACGGUGUGCUGGGGUGGUGGCAGCGGUGGCAAAUAAUGGGGUGUGUGGGGUUGGAGUGGCAUAUCAGGCCAAGAUUGGAGGAGUUCGGAUGUUGGAUGGACAAGUGACUGACCUGAUAGAAGCCAUGUCCUUAAAUUUGAAUCAGCAACACAUUGACAUCUACAGCUCCAGCUGGGGACCUGAAGAUUUGGGGACGAAUUUGGAGGGGCCAAACACAUUGGCCCAAGAAGCCUUUAUCAGAGGCAUUACCAAUGGCCGAGGUGGCUUGGGUUCCAUUUACGUCUGGGCUUCAGGCAAUGGGGGCGCCAGCUUUGACAACUGCAACUGCGAUGGCUACACCAACAGCAUUUACACGUUGUCUGUUGGUAGUACCACUGAGAGGGGAACACUGCCCUUCUACAGUGAACCCUGCUCUGCCAUUCUAACAACGACCUACAGUGGUGGCAGCUUUCAUCACCGCAAUAUUGUCACCACCGACCUGCAUCAAUCCUGCACCUCAGACCAUACUGGGACCUCUGCCUCUGCCCCUCUGGCUGCUGGGAUCAUUGCACUGGCUCUGGAGGCAAACCCGACACUCAACUGGCGUGAUGUGCAACACCUCGUGGUGCGAGCAUCUAGACCGGUAGAUCUUCGAACGCAUGAUUGGCGGACCAAUGGUGUUGGAAGACCUGUCAGCCAUUACUAUGGAUAUGGGCUACUGGAUGCAGGGAGACUGGUGGAGUUGGCCAGUAAAUGGAAAGCAGUCAAACCUAAAAGGAAAUGCACCAUUGACCUCAUUACCAGAGCCAUUGAACUCCGCAGGAAACUGACAUUGAGGUGGAAUGUGACAGCUUGUCACGGCACCAGGAACUGGAUUCGGUCUCUGGAGCACAUCCAGGCCCGUCUUACACUGACCUAUAGCAGACGUGGAGAUCUCUCCAUCACCCUCAUUAGCCCAAAGAAGACCAUCUCCAAUUUACUCACAACCAGGCCUUACGAUAAAAUGUCUACAGGUUUCUCAGACUGGACCUUCAUGAGUACACACUGCUGGGAUGAGGAUCCCUGCGGAUAUUGGGUUCUACGGAUAGAAAACAACGGAGAUUCAACCAACAGAGGUACACUGACAAAAACAAAGAUGACCAAGCAGUGUGGUAACGGGCAGCAGCAGCGAUCUCAGGACUCAUGGACAUGGGAGGACAUUCUGGACGGGAAGGGUUCCUACACAUGGGAGGAGAUCCUGGCUGGAAGGGAUCGCCUCCCAUGGGAACAGGUGGAGGCAGCCAGGAGAGCGGAGGCAACAGGUAAAGGGAGCCAGUGCUUUGAGGGAACACGGCUGGCAAGGAAGCCCGAGAGGCAGCCCCAAAAAUGUAUUGAGGGGGGGCACACGGGGAGUGUGGCUAAGUCAGCACAGCCCAGUGCGAUCUGUUCCACCUUGCCGCACUGGCCUGGCGACGGGGAGUAUCCAGCCAGAGCCGCCCGUCAGUCAGGAGCUGCCAGAGCCGUCCGUCAGUCAGGAGCUGCCAGAGCCGCCCGUCAGUCAGGCACUGCCAGAGUCGCCUUUCACUCCGGCGCUGCCAGAGUCUCCUGUCUAAUCGGGGCCCGUGGAAAGGGUCCCCAGUUCGGGGUCGGCGGCGAGGGUCGCCACUCCAAAGGCGCCACCUAA
Oncorhynchus nerka (sockeye salmon) is the source of this 2419-nucleotide messenger RNA. RefSeq names its product proprotein convertase subtilisin/kexin type 4. NCBI's taxonomy places the organism in Eukaryota, Metazoa, Chordata, Actinopteri, Salmoniformes, Salmonidae. Gene Ontology annotation, molecular function: serine-type endopeptidase activity. Bases 215 to 2419 code for a protein of 734 amino acids. The record is from RefSeq and is a predicted model, not a curated record. Gene Ontology annotation, cellular component: Golgi membrane; trans-Golgi network. Gene Ontology annotation, biological process: peptide hormone processing. The transcript has 16 exons.